Paramecium pentaurelia is the source of this 900-nucleotide messenger RNA. Lineage: Eukaryota; Ciliophora; Oligohymenophorea; Peniculida; Parameciidae. The record is from the annotation of a GenBank genome assembly.
AUGCAGGAAUAAGUUGUUUAGAAUAAGUUGUAAAAAUGGAUGAAGAAUGCAUCUUAAUAGAAAAUGAAUAAAAUUACUGAGAGUAAGAAAUAUAAUAAAGAUACUGAAAAGAAAACAUUAAUAAAUGCAGAAGAAUUUAUGAUAGAACUUGAUAUACUAGAUUAAAAAUAAGAAAGGUUAUUGAAAAUUCCUAAGGGUUCAAUUAAUAAAGUAAACAAAAAAGAUUAGUGUAAGAUUAAAGAGAAGAGGAAAGAAAAAUUUUUUUUUUAAGACAUAGUUAAAGAAGUUGGUAAAUAAAAUAAAAUGAAUAAUAAAAAUUAAGAUUAGGAAUAAGAAAAAUAUUAAGAGGAUGAAAUUAAUUAAGAGGAAUAAAAAUAAGAAAAAGAAAAUAAAAUAAAAAAUGAUAGUUGUUGGAUUGAUAAAAGGAAAAAGGAUUGUUAAGAUUUAUCAAAUAUUUAAAAGACUUCUAAAAUAAUGAUUAUAUAGGAUGAUUCAGAUGAAAAAUAAACUGAAAAUACAAAUCAAGUUAUAUUGGAUAACAAUUAAAUAAAAAAGGAUAGUUAAAAUGAUAAAAUUGAUUAGUUUAAUGAAAUAAAAUAAGGAAAUAUUAUUGAGGAAUAGUUAGUUUAAAAAUUAGAAUCUUAACGUUAGUAAUAUGAGAAUUAACUUAUGAAAAUGAAUUAAUAAAAGCAUCCAAAAAUUUAGAUUUAAUAGAAUGUUAAUCUUAAAUAAGAUAAGAAAAUGCCAAUAAUGAUAGUAGAUGCUUUUAUGUAAACAGAUGAUACUAGUGAUAUAUAUGGUUAAGAAAUUCUCAAUUUAAUUUUAUUAGAAUAAAAUACAGUAUAUUAAUUGAGUUAACUUCAUGAGAAGAUUUUAAAGCUUCUUAAUAAUUAGAUUUGA